Molecule: messenger RNA, 2040 nt
Organism: Centropristis striata (black sea bass)
Lineage: Eukaryota; Metazoa; Chordata; Actinopteri; Perciformes; Serranidae
Gene: fam219b
Product: family with sequence similarity 219 member B
Exons: 6
Coding region: 117-674 (185 amino acids)
Source: RefSeq, a predicted model, not a curated record
GCUAACAGAAGUGCCUACCUGCUCCUGAAGAAAAACAACAACAAGAAGUCUGGCGCCGGUGGGACACUUGUCAUCAUGGCUGUGUUGAGGUGUAAAUUGUGACAACUAACGCCAAGAUGAUGAACGACAUCAUAGAGGAACCAGAGAAGGACAGUCUGCUGGAGGCGCAAUCGGAGCCACAAGUUUUGUCGGGACCCAGUAAUGGUGCAAGGCCUAAGACUGCUGAUGGAGGGAUCAGGCCUGUGGAAAAAAGAGGACCUUACAUCAUGUCCAGAGCUCCAGCAAUCCACCUCAAACUACAGAAACAUCGGGAGAUGGCGAGGAAAGCACUGAAGAAGAAAGCCCUUUCACCAGGUCCUCCAGUGAUGCAUCAGCCCAGACAAGGAGCUAAGAGGACAGUGAAAUAUAACAAGGGCUACGCUGCUUUGAGUCAGCACGCGGAGGAAACUUUGGUUGCACUGGACUCAGACAGUGAUGAAGAGAUCGAUUUUGAGCAGUAUUCCUCAGGAUACUCUUCAGCUGAGGUGCAUCCUGAUUUAAGCCGGCAGCUGCUUCAGGAUGGUUACCGUCUGGAUGAGAUCCCCGAUGACGAGGACCUGGACCUGAUUCCGCCCAAAGCCAUGGGCUCCUCUGUGUGCUGCUGCACUGAGGGCCCGUCCUGCUCCAUGCAGUGAUGCCGGUGCUGUGACUCGAACCUUUUUAAAGGCUUGGCACGGGUCCCUGGCUUUAGUCACUGGUGCCUGAGGCCCUCCUUCUAACCCAGCUCCCAUGCUGUGCUGCCUGAGGACUUCCAGCUCUGAAGCCAAACUCCUGUUCAUGCAGGACUACGUGCACCAAGAUCGUUCAACCCACAUGAAAACGCGGACGGACAUAAGAACAAGCCUUAUUCACUGUGACCCCAAAGCUUGACCAAUUUUUUAAUUUUUCUUUUUAUAGAACUUCAUGAAAUGCUAACUAUGCCACUGCUUAGUAAAGGAGUGGCUGAGUAAAUAAUUAUUUGGGAUAGGUCAUCAUUGACCUAAAUGAGAGAUGGUUACUGUGUUUUGCGCUCUGCCGAACAAGUCUGCGGCCCUCUUAGCACGACAUGCAUACAUAUGGUGUCUUGUGUGUUAAUGUUCUGGCCCUUGGUGAGUAUGAAUUUAUCUAGCUAUUAACAAACUGCUACAUGAAGGCACCUAGCAUGAUCAUGGACAUUCCCAGACUGUUGUUGCAUUAACUGGAUGUUUUUUCUUUUUCUUUUCUGUGUCUGCCCUUAAAAACUACAUUAGACUUCCAUUCCAAAAUGAGAUGGUCACCACUUUGGGAAAAUAUGACAUCCAGUCCAGCAGAAAGAACGACUUAAAAAUACAAAAUAAAAUAGUGCAGAGCACUACUUUAAAAAUAGGAUGUAUAGCGACUGUGUGCAGCCACAUAGGUUCUUUCUUGCACAUGUCAUGAUAGUUUUUUAUUUUGGCAAAUAUUUCUCCCUCCAUUACCUCAAAUGAGGUGUAGAAGAGAAGCUUGGCAGAGAAUUAUCUUCUCCUACUUUGGCAUUAUUUGCUCUGUGUCUGAGAAGAAAAAGACUUUAUCACAUUAUACAAGUUGUUAUUGAGCAAACAUACCAAGAAGGAAUGACUCAUCCUCUGCCUGUAGAAGAUAUACAUUAAGAGAAAAUGUGUCGUACAGAGUUAUCCACUGUUUGAAAGAGUAAUAUGUACUCUUACCAAAUGUUACACUCCUGUGUAUGGCACAACAUGUAAGCAGAUGAGUUACUGAACUAACUAACCAAUAACAUUAAGUUUAUAAUCUCGUAUUUUUAGAAAUAACUUUGAUUGGAAAGAAAACAAUUCACUUCAGUCAUAAAAAAGCAGUUACAAAAACAUUUAAGCAAAAAUAUACUUAAGAUUACAUUUGUUUAUUUUCUAAUUUAAAUUCCCUUUUUUAAAAUAAACUAUUUGGAUUGGAUAGAAUUUUUUUUUUUCUUUUUGCAUUUUCAAUCAGUACCUUUUGCUUUAUUUAUUUAUUUAUUUAUGAGUAUAUUUGUUUGGGAAACUAAAAAUA